AUGUCGUGCAUGGAUGAUCGCGUGAAACAAUUCAAGACGGCAGCUGAAGCUCAACUCACUGGACCUGCAUUGAGGAAGGAGAUUAACACGCUGCGCCGCUUUCUCUUCCGCAACCAGGAGUAUCGCUUUACAAAGGCUGCCCAGCAGGCCCUCUACAUGGCAGUCAUUGCGCACUACGGCAACGCAGCUGCUCAUCACGCUUCUGGCUCCGCAGCCACUUCCGCGACGCCGUCGACUGUAGUGUCCUCAGCAGAGGUCGGCUGCAGUGGGCCGUCUUCGGCGGCGCGCACAGAUCUUUCGAGAGGCACAGAUGUACUGCAACCGGCUGGCGACAAGGACGGCGGCAACACCGCUGAUGCGGCCGAUGCUCCAAUUCUCUGCCUCCUCGAAGACGCGCUCAAGAUGCCAUUCACCGUUUUCACUUCUCCACAAAAAGACAAGCUGCUCAGUCUCUACUGGACCGUUCUCGGGACUGAUGACUCUGCAGGCGCAAACUCCGGUAGCGGUAACGCCAACGGCACCACUUCCGCAGCCACACACACGUUCUCACUCGUCGAUAUUGUAGACACCGGCAAGAACAAGGCACAGCUGUCCCUCUUCACUGAUGACGGUGAGGAGUACCCGCAGGAGGUGCUUGUCUCGGAUGCCAGCGCGCUGAGGCGUCUGAGAGAAGAGUUUGACAAAGGCAGCGCUAUUUCGGUGAUCGUGCGUGAGAACGAGACCGGUGCGGUAUUUGUAUCCUUUAGGGUGGACGAUGAGUGA
This is a messenger RNA of Leishmania braziliensis MHOM/BR/75/M2904, 762 nucleotides long. RefSeq lists its product as hypothetical. The transcript has a single exon. The coding region runs from base 1 to 762 and encodes 253 amino acids. Lineage: Eukaryota; Euglenozoa; Kinetoplastea; Trypanosomatida; Trypanosomatidae. The record is from RefSeq and is a predicted model, not a curated record.